Molecule: messenger RNA, 3130 nt
Organism: Amoebophrya sp. A120
Lineage: Eukaryota; Dinophyceae; Syndiniales; Amoebophryaceae
Source: the annotation of a GenBank genome assembly
CUUUUACCGCCCAUCGUUGCUUUCCGACAGCCUGGUGUGCCGUUGAAAUUUCCUCUUGAUAUCUUUUGGCGAAUGUUCAACUGGCCAUUUCAAAAAAAUUGAUCACUCUGCCCUUACAACUAAGUAAAAAGUGUACAUGUGAAGUACGUUUCCCACCAGCGCCACACUUGGAAAGAAGAUGUUGCCGAUCCCGUUGCUGGAGUCGGCGUCGACUUCCUCUACCACGGGCGGGUCCCACGACAUACGAAGGUGUCGAUAUUCCUUGACAAGGAAAUCGGAUCGCAGACCUGCCGUUUUAAAGCGGCACGUGAGGAACUUGUUGGCAGUCGCGUCAAUAUGUGGUCGUGUCAGCGCAGUGGUCGACAAGCAUGUUUUUUUCAAGGAGCUGCCGCCAGUGUACAGCGAGCCGCGCACCCUGGUGCUCGCCGAGGAUCCAGAUGCAGCGAGGGGCCAGUACUCCUUGCUCCUCACAGAGCUGCUGGACCGCAAUCACAAGAUCGCGUAUGCUCCGCUCAACAUGAAGAACACGCCGCUUUUCGCAUACGGGGAGCGCAUUUACGAGCACGUUCUGCUGAUACCAGGAACCGCGUCGUUCCCCAGCAGCGCGGUGAAGCCGGUAAAGUGAUUGUAGUACAUCGCUUUCUUGAUUGAACGGGUUCUUCUAGUCGUUCUUUUCCAAAACGAAAUCCGCCAGUGUACUAUGUGUCACGAUGAAGGGGACUAGCAUUGAUGGUGAACAAUCGAAAGCAAAAAAAUAUUUCAUUAUACUAAUCCAGCCCGGCUACCGGUCCACGCAAAAGGAACUGGAGAUCCAGGGGCAGCAGAGAGGCAAGGCGAACCCGACGGCAAAUUUGUCGGUCACAGAGAUGCUGAAAUUUAUAGACGCUGGCGGCAACGUGUUGUUUUUCGGCAGCAAGCCCAGUAUGGAUUGUAAAAAUGUCUGGGUCUGGAAGAAUGGAAGGUCUGUCAUGCUCUGCCAGCAUGACCCCAAAGUCUGUCAUGCACGUUACCCAAGAGCCCCGUUUUUUUGUCAUGCAGAAACGCAGUUUGUCAUGCAGAAUAGGCAAUACCCCGAAGCUCAGAAACUUGUCAUGCUGAGCCAGUACUUGUGGCCGCCUCAUGAGACGCCAACCAGCAUCACAAGUUUCCAGACCCAGACAUUUUUGCAUUUGAUACCCAGUCCGGACAUGCGAAAGUUCGCGAACGAGUGCGGCGUCGACUUCCACAAGGGCAUAUGGAUUGCAAAUAUGUCUGGGUCUGGAAACUUGUAAUGCUCAAACUGAAUGAUAGACGCGCCACAAUACGCAGCUAUGCAUGACAAAUUUUGCGGCUGCCAUGUCUUACGUAUUCCGCAUGGCAAACUGCCUUUUCGCAUGAAAGUUAAGAGGGCUCUUUCGUGCCUAUGCAACACAGAUUCUCGAGUCAUGCCAGACAAGCAUGACAAACUUGCAUUCUUCCAGACCCAGACACUUUUACAUUUGAUAGGGCAGCACUGCGGUGUGGGACUUUUUCUCAGAGAGCGGCAACACCAUUCAGGGUCGCAUCCGCCCCGAGGCGAGCGCGGUGGUUGGACAGUUUGACGCCGACGGAAAUCCGCAGUUGCAGGCGGGAGGUACAUGAGAUCCAUUCUUCCAGUGUAAUUCGUUUUUUCCGGGCGACGACUUGUAACUAAAUCACGAAGUCUGUUCGUACCCUGUACAAAGCAGAAGUACUGCUUGUUUGAGUGUGAACCUGUACUUUUCGCAAAUGCAUUGCAACACCCUAUUUGACAGAGGACACGGUUUCCUUCGAGGGGCUGAGCCAUUCCGUGGCCUCCUCCCAGUUGACCUUCAACAUCGUCUCCGGAAGCGGCUCCGCAUUUGUUACGCCCGACGCCGGGGGCAAGAAAGAGCCGAUCGUUGUCGGGGAGGCCGUGUCCCUCGUGUCCGCGAUGCAAGCUAGGAAUUCCGUAUUUACAAUACUAGUGCGACGAUCUAUUGAUUUCUAUUGCGGGCAAAAAAAGAUGCUGUCGGGCGAUGAUGUCGAGUCGUAGUCUUGAUGCGCAAAAAUCGAUGUUGAAGUAGAACGGAACCUUCUAGACGUCUUUGAGCCGCAGUGCGUCGUGUAUGUGCCAUGUAUAAACUAUCGACUCCUGCAAACAGGCUCGCGUAGUGUUUGCGGGUUCCGAUUCCCUGUGUGCUGACGACAGCGAGGAGAACGCGAAUUUUUGCCGGGAGUUGGUAAAGUGGACGUUUCGUGAGCGGGGCGUGCUGCGCAUGGGAAACUUGCACAGCCACAAGGUUGGCGAAAACGUGCAGCCGUACAUGUAUCGAGUGCUGGACGAAAUCACUUUCAACAUCGACAUUGAGGAGUACCGGGACGGUAUACGACUCGUUUCGUUCUUCACAACUGCGCAUCAUGAAUUACUCAAUGUACUUACAACUACGCAAGAUGAAAGGUCCAAAAUAAAAACAAGCUGCGAAUGAAGAUUUGGGUUGUAGGCAAUAUUGCCUGAGAGUCGGCUCUCUAUUCCUUCGCUUGCGUUGCAUUUUACUCUUGCGGUGAGAUGAUGAUUUUCUUCGUAAGUCGUGGCCUAAAAUCUGAAAGAAUCUUUCUGACACCAGGCACCUGGCGCCCGUUUCGGCGCAGCGAUAUCCAGCUGGAGUUUGUGAUGCUCGACCCCUAUCUGCGGAUGUUCCUCGAUCCGCCGGCGAAAGACGGGAGCAGCAUCACCUACUCGAAGACGUUCAAGUCGCCGGAUGUGUACGGAGUGUUUAAAUUCAAGAUCGACUACGCGCGAAUCGGCUACAACCGCUUGCACGUGGAGGACCUAGCGCCCGUGCGCAACUUCAAGCACAAUGACUACGAGCGCUUCAUUUGGUGCGCGAGCCCCUACUACGCGACCUGCCUCCUGGUGCCGGUUUCCCUGCUCUUCUUCACGGCCGCAUUUCUCUACCACAAGGAGGAUUUGAAAAGCGGCGGCAAACUACUAUGAACAGGAGAGUUUUUUUUUCCUGAUGCGACCUCGUCCGUAUUGAAAUUCCGAGAAUAUCAGAAGGCAUAUGGUAAGCAAACCUUGUGUAGUAGUGAUGUUAGAGGACGUUGAGAAUACAGUCAGACAAGCUGCAACAUCGAAGUAGAUUUUGUAGAU